UGAGGUCGUGACCCGUUGUCGAGGCCGCAAACAGAGAUGAAGCCCCGCCGUCCACGUCAUCGGCAAACAAGGACGAGCUCAUCCCAAACUUGUGUAACAUGCUCAGUCUGCUUUGUGUGCUUCUUGUGCUAUGCGGUGUGCGAGCAGCAGAGACAGAAUCGUACACUUACAACUUGCAAGGAGCGGCUGAAUGUCGCUACUUCUCUGGCCAAAAGUGGCACAUGUUCAGGCUGCAAACGCCCUGUGUCAAGGCGGAGACUGCGAUAUGGCUCAAAGAACGCUAUGUGACAACUCGGCUAUGGCACCCAAAGACACUCGACCAAAAGACUCGCGUGAUUGGUUAUUCGGCCUUGCCUCAUACGAGCUUCGUCGCCUUUACGAUCACGCUGACCAUACAGCCUGAUGAGACAAGAGUCCUCGAGCGUCAUUGCUGUACCUUUGCUUGGCAAGCAGAGAUCGACGCCUUCCUCAGCCGGCGUGCUCUCGAUAGCGUCCGUCAAGGACCGAUCUCACAUUGCUCGCAAGAUCUGGGUCCAAUCUGCGCAGGUCUACAAGACGGUGUCAUCUGCGACGUCGAGACUGCAGAGCUGAUCUGGCCGCCCUUACCAGAACCAGCGUCAGCAUCAGAGACCGAGUUGUGACGCAUUGCAGGGGUAAACCUCACUUCUCACGCGACGACGGCGUUGCGCGCUCGCUCCUCAGCCUCAGCGAUGCUGUUCAUUCUCCUUGGUCUCUUCAUCGUGCAGUGUGCAUGUCGCAAUGCGUACUACAGUGUCACCAUGUACGGCCAGGCGACAUGCAGCUACACCCUCAGUGAUACAAAACCGGCCAUCGUGUUUACGGUCGAAACAUACGAAACCGAAGCGUGGCUAGUCGCAAGACUUGACCGGGAGAACGCAUACGUCGUCAGUGUCUCGGAGCCUGACCGGACAUUGCCAACAUGGAUUAUAUGCAGAGCAUGCUUUCUUCGCCAGCAUGACCGUCCAACUCAUC
Mixia osmundae IAM 14324 is the source of this 993-nucleotide messenger RNA. RefSeq lists its product as uncharacterized. Lineage: Eukaryota; Fungi; Basidiomycota; Mixiomycetes; Mixiales; Mixiaceae. The transcript is spliced from 6 exons. The record is from RefSeq and is a predicted model, not a curated record. Bases 99 to 641 code for a protein of 180 amino acids.